Messenger RNA from Owenia fusiformis, 493 nucleotides. The record is from the annotation of a GenBank genome assembly. Lineage: Eukaryota; Metazoa; Annelida; Polychaeta; Sabellida; Oweniidae.
UAUUCUUUUUCAGCUAAUGCUUUAUCUGCUCAUCGAAGAAACCAUAUGUCUGACAUGUCACACCAGAGUGUUAAACCGUGGGCAUACUUGGAUCACCGGUGGCAACUGGAAGGGACAUUAUACUAUCAAUGCUGGCGAAUACCAAGUCCCGAAAAAUUAUCAAGUUUCCGUACUUUCGCUCAAUAGACCAGUUGUGGCAAUAGAAUAUUACCACGAGGACAAAAGAGCUUCUUGCAAUGUUAAUCAACUGCAAGAUAUUUUGCUUGAAUAUCGUUACUACCCAGACUACUAUGAAACUGGUAGAACAAUCAAGAGCUUGUUUUUGAUAGAAACAAGUUUCAACCCAUCUGAUGAGCCUUCAUUCACAGUAACACAGACAUUCUACUGUGGAGAUUCACUGCUUCUCGAUUGUUCGAUUGUAGAAGACAAUAGAAGACAACAACAACACAACCUUCUACAACAACAACUACUACCACAACUUUACCAGUCAUAA